CUUGACUCCAAGCACUCCAGCCAGGGGCCAAUCAUAGCCCAAACCUCGGAAUCCACUGCAUCAUCGCCCAUUCAGAGUCAGUCAAUCAAUCAAUCUUCGACAAUUACUGACUGACCGAGUGUGCCUGACUGAGGUUCGACAGCUACCUCUACUUCCCAACGUACCAAGAAGCCUGCAAACACCCUCGAGCGCAAGCGUCGACCUCUCCCCAUCGCCAACUGAUACUUAUCCACCGGGAAACCUUCGCAAGCACUCUUGGGUGCCGCCUCUUUCCGAAUCCCCUCACUCAAUCAUACACAGCAAAUUCACAAUGGCCUCAGCCAUCCGUCCCACGCUGCUGAGGCAAACAGCCCUCCGCGCAGCCGCUCCCACCCGACCCAUUCUCUCAAGGACAUCGCCAUCGCCUUUCCAAUCCGCCCUGGUGACCAAGGAUGCCGCUGUCCGCGUAGCUGCUUUCCACGCCUCUAGCCGGAGAAGUCUUCUCCCUCCGGGACCUCAGGUUAUUAGGGGAACUGUCAACGACGCCGCCCCCGUCCCCGACCCGAGCCCCACCCACGGCUCCUACCACUGGACCUUCGAGCGCCUCGUAGCCGCAGGCCUAGUACCCCUAACAGUCGCGCCAUUCGCCGCGGGCUCUCUGAACCCGGCCCUCGACGCGAUCCUCUGCGCACUGCUCCUCGUGCACUCCCACGCCGGCGCCCAGUCCAUCAUCAUCGACUACAUCCCUCAGCGCAAGUACGGCGGCGCCUAUAAAGCUUCGAUCUGGCUUCUCAAUAUCGCGACUGUCCUUGCCGGUAUUGGACUGUACGAGUUCGAGACGAAUGACGUUGGUGUCACCGAGGCUAUCAAGCGUGUCUGGAACGCCUAAGAAUUCGCGAUGAAAUACGCAUUUCUCAGGUUGAUAUCGUUUUUUCUUGCGGGGGAGGAAAUCACGAGGGCUGGCUAUCACGGAUGCUCCGGGUUGGAAAAGUGUAACGCGCUCGCUCGCUGAUGUAAAGGGCACGAGAUACUAAGAUGCAGGAUGACCUUGAGCUGAACUGAGCUGUAUGAGUCGCGAGGACAAGAAACCAGGAUGACACCCCUUUGCAGGAGACUGUCUGUACCGCAUUAUGCCGAGGCCUGAAAAAAAGAAAGGGAUCCGAAUGAAGAGAUGGUCUUCGCUUGCAAAAUCGGAGCAAGUGCCCUAGCCGUGUAUCCAAUAUAAACCCGUAUCGUAUAUAAAGUAAACCAUUUUUUG
Molecule: messenger RNA, 1237 nt
Organism: Xylaria bambusicola
Lineage: Eukaryota; Fungi; Ascomycota; Sordariomycetes; Xylariales; Xylariaceae
Product: CybS-domain-containing protein
Exons: 3
Coding region: 311-868 (185 amino acids)
Biological process (GO): tricarboxylic acid cycle; mitochondrial electron transport, succinate to ubiquinone
Cellular component (GO): mitochondrial envelope; membrane
Molecular function (GO): heme binding; ubiquinone binding
Source: RefSeq, a predicted model, not a curated record